GCCAUCACCAUCAUCAUGUCGAACACACAGCUUCAUCAAUCCCCAUCUGCCUCCCCAACCUUGGUCCCAUUAACCAAACCAUCUAGCCAAGGCAAUGGCGGCAUCGCAACUUUACUAGUACAGUCCACACCUGCGCUCCAAAAGAGCCCUAGAAGCGUUCUGGUGGGGGUUGCAUCGAGUAAUAUCAAAGUGGUUGCCAGCCCGAUCGCUGUCGAGAAAUCGCUGUCGGUUAAAGCGGUAGUGAUUGUGAAACCCAAGAUUGGUGGGUUCUUCUCGCACAUCGCAAUAAGCAGAGGGCUCGAUAAGAUCACUGAUCUAGUGGGGAAAACAAUCCUCUUGGAGCUUGUUAGUGCAGCGCUUGACCCAAAGACGGGACAAGAGAAGAAGACGACCAAAGGGUACGUGCGCGAGACGAGCCAGAAUGAGGAGGGCGUGACGUACGAGUGUGAGUUCGUGGUCGGAGAGGAGUUUGGGGAGGUCGGGGCGAUUUUCGUGGAGAAUGAGCACCACGAGGAGAUGUACAUCAAGGACAUCAUCCUCGACGGGCUCGAGAGUGGUCCUCUUAGCAUCACAUGCAAAUCAUGGGUUCACUCCAAGUACGAUAACCCACAAAAGAGGGUCUUCUUCACCAAUAAGUGCUAUUUACCGUCGGAAACACCGAGCGGGCUAAGGAGACUGAGAGAGGAGGAGCUGGUGAUCUUGCGAGGGAACGGCCAAGGCGAGAGGAAGUCGUACGAGAGGAUAUACGAUUACGAUGUGUACAAUGACCUCGGGAAUUCGGACAGCGACGCGGAUAAGAAGAGACCGGUGCUCGGUGGACAAGAGCUUCCGUACCCUAGACGAUGUCGGACCGGGCGCCGUCAGUGCAAGACCGAUCCACUAUCGGAAUCGAGAAGCAGAAGCAUAUAUGUGCCUCGAGACGAACAAUUCUCGACGAUAAAAAACUCAACUUUCUCUGCGAAGACAGUGUACUCCGUGAUGCACGCGCUGUUGCCGUCUCUAGAGACGGCAAUAGUUGACGCCAACCUGGGGUUCCCCUUCUUCACCGCCAUCGACAAGCUCUUCAACGAAGGGGUCAACUUGCCCCCGUUGCAGAAGCAAGGCUUCCUCAAGGACCUCUUCCCUCGACUUGUCAAAACCAUCACCGAUGCCUCCCAAGAUCUCUUGCGUUUCGAAACCCCAGAAACCAUGAACCGAAACAGAUUCUUUUGGUUUAGUGACGAAGAGUUCGCUCGUCAAACCCUAGCUGGAAUUAACCCAUGCACGAUCCAAUUGAUCACGGAAUGGCCCUUGAGGAGCGAGCUAGACCCCACCAUCUACGGUCCAUCCGAAUCAGCCAUUACGAUAGAUAUCAUCGAGAGGGAAAUCAAAGGCUUCAUGACAGUCAACGAGGCCAUAAAGCAAAAGAAGCUGUUCAUGCUAGAUUACCACGACCUGUUCCUACCGUACGUGAACAAAGUGAGGCAGCUCAAAGGGACAACGUUGUACGGGUCGAGGACGAUCUUCUUCUUGACCCCAGACAACACAUUGAAAUCCCUCGCCAUCGAGCUCACGCGGCCACCGACCGACGAUGGAAGACCGCAAUGGAAGCAGGUGUUCACCCCGCCGUGCCACUCCACUGGCAUGUGGCUUUGGCGGCUUGCCAAGGCCCAUGUCCUCGCCCACGACUCUGGAUACCACCAGCUCGUUAGCCAUUGGUUACGGACUCAUUGUGCUACAGAACCUUACAUAAUAGCGACGAACCGGCAACUAAGCGAGAUGCACCCGAUCUAUAAGUUGUUGCACCCGCAUUUCCGAUACACGAUGGAGAUCAAUGCUCUGGCUCGUGGGAAUCUCAUCAACGGCGACGGCAUCAUUGAGAGCACCUUCUCACCUGGCAAGUAUUCCAUGGAGCUCAGCGCCGUCGCCUACGACAAGCAGUGGCAAUUCGACUUACAAGGCCUGCCAAAUGACUUGAUCAGCAGGGGCCUGGCAGUGGAGGACCCGACGGCACCCCAUGGCCUCAAGCUAGCGAUCGAGGACUACCCCUUCGCUAACGACGGCCUCCUCUUGUGGGACGCCAUCAAGGAGUGGGUCACCGACUAUGUCAACCACUACUACCCCGACCCGAGCCGCGUUGCUUCAGACAAUGAGCUCCAAUCCUGGUGGACUGAGAUCCGGACCGUUGGCCACGGCGACAAGAAAGACUCCCCCGGGUGGCCUGACCUAAGGAGCCCGUCCGACCUCAUCCACAUUAUCACCACCAUGGUUUGGGUCACCUCCGGCCACCACGCUGCUGUCAACUUCGGCCAAUACACCUACGGCGGCUACUUCCCAAACCGGCCCACCAUCGCCCGAACCAAGAUGCCUGUCGAGGACCCGUCGGAAGAAGAGCUCAAGAUCUUCAUGGACAAACCUGAGGUCGCACUCCUCAAGUGCUUCCCGUCGCAGAUACAGGCGACAAAGGUGAUGGCAGUCCUCGACGUGUUGUCGAACCACUCGCCGGAUGAGGAGUACCUGGGACAAGAUCCGGAACCGGCAUGGAAGGAGGAGCCGGUGGUAAACACGGCAUUCGAGAGGUUCAAUGGGAGGCUGAAGGAGCUUGAGGGCAUCAUCGACGCGAGGAACAACGACCAAAGGUUUAAGAAUCGGAGCGGAGCCGGGAUCGUGCCGUAUGAGCUCUUGAAGCCGUUCUCUGAGCCCGGCGUGACCGGGAAGGGAGUUCCAUACAGCAUUUCCAUUUGAGGAAACGACAUAUCAUGGCGACGGCAAUGGUGGCUGCAGAUAAU
Rhodamnia argentea is the source of this 2768-nucleotide messenger RNA. RefSeq names its product linoleate 13S-lipoxygenase 2-1, chloroplastic-like. The transcript has 9 exons. Gene Ontology annotation, biological process: lipid oxidation. The record is from RefSeq and is a predicted model, not a curated record. The coding region runs from base 16 to 2724 and encodes 902 amino acids. Lineage: Eukaryota; Viridiplantae; Streptophyta; Magnoliopsida; Myrtales; Myrtaceae. Gene Ontology annotation, molecular function: protein binding; metal ion binding; oxidoreductase activity, acting on single donors with incorporation of molecular oxygen, incorporation of two atoms of oxygen.